AUGGAACCUACAAGAAUUCUGUUGUUUGUGUUUUUGAUACACUCCUUACGUAAAUUGACAGUGCUUUCAUACAAUAUCCUGGUACUUCCAAGACCGGUAUACAGUCACGUGAGAUCAGUGAAAGUCAUGAUGGAUAUCCUUAUCAACGAAUACCAACACAAUAUAACGUUGUUACUCACAGACAGUGUCGCCAAACACCCAUCUCUGAAGGAUAUACGGGCAGAAAUUGUUACAUACGAUAAAGAUGGGAAAUUCACAAAAAAUCUCGAUGAACUGAGUUCUAAAGCUUAUGAAAAUGGCUUCAAUAGUAUGGGACCCUUAUCCAUGGUUCCUUAUAUUCAAAGUAUGGCGGUAGGAUUCACCCACUCAAUAAUGACGGAUUCUGAAAUUUACAACAAACUAGAAGGACACUAUUCCGGCAUUCCGGAAUUUCCUGUAUUUCCACUUUUAGACACUACUUCAUUCUUUUCAAGAUUGAAAAAUGUUGGUGUCCGCAUGGGACUGAGCCUUGUUGGGUGUUUUUCUGAGUAUGUGAUAUAUCCAAAGGAUAUCGUUCAUAGGUAUGUUUCAACAACCAAUUUGGACAAGUUUUACAAAUUGGCAAAUGGAUUUAGUUUGUACUUAUUGGACCAAGAUGGAAUUCUGGAUUAUCCACGUCCUGUACUUUCAAAUAUUGUCCCUGUAGGAGGCUUAGCACUGUCGGAUAUCGUACAUCCUCUUCCAAUGGAAAUUCAACGACAUGUAGAUACCGCUCAUGACGGCUUUGUUGUUGCUACAUUUGGGAGUACUCUUAAGACUACACUGGAAGAAUUCAGAAAGAAGUUGUAUCAAGCUUUUAAGAAUAUUCCGAAAAUUCACUUCGUUUUAAAAAUAGGCGAAACAUAUUUUCAGGACAAAAAUAUUUUACAGACUCCUUGGGUGCCUCAAAAUGAUCUCCUUGGAAACAAAAGAGUUAAGGCAUUUAUCACUCAUUGUGGAAACAGUGGUCAAUAUGAAGCUUUAUAUCAUGGAGUACCUAUGGUUGCGAUUCCAAUAUUUGGAGAUCAAGUUUACAAUGCAGAUAGGAUUGUAAUGAAGUCCUUUGGUGUGAAGCUGGAUCUUGUUGCGUUUACUUCCGGUGACUUGGAAAAAAGUAUCAGGGAAGUAGUGUACAACGAUACGUAUUCCAGAAAAAUAAAAUUAGCCUCCGAGAUGUACAGAUCAAAACCACAGAACGCUUCACAACGAGCUGCAUAUUGGGUACACCACGUGACCACCUACGGAAGUGUACAUCUGCGGUCUCCAUCCCACUCUUUGCCUGCUUAUAAAUAUCUGGCACUGGACGUAGUUCUUUUUGUAUUUCUUUGUUUUUUGUUGCUAUUAGGUGCAGUUGUGACUGGCGUUUGUGUACUCUGCAGAUUCUGUUGCAGUAUUCAAAAGAAAUUUUGA
This is a messenger RNA of Ostrea edulis (European flat oyster), 1428 nucleotides long. Its product is annotated as 2-hydroxyacylsphingosine 1-beta-galactosyltransferase-like. NCBI's taxonomy places the organism in Eukaryota, Metazoa, Mollusca, Bivalvia, Ostreida, Ostreidae. Bases 1 to 1428 code for a protein of 475 amino acids. Gene Ontology annotation, molecular function: UDP-glycosyltransferase activity. The transcript is spliced from 2 exons. The record is from RefSeq and is a predicted model, not a curated record.